CAUCAAAUCUUGGACAAAAAUUUGUGCGAAAUCUGUGAAGUUGGUAAAGUUUCCAGGUCUCCUGCUCCCACUCUCCUUUUCACGCAGCCGCAGCAGCAAAAAGCCAAAAAAAAAAAAGAAAAGCUAGCUGCACACACUGACAAGCUCAUCACUCCACCAGCCAGCUUGAGCUCGCCCACUUCCGCUCACAAGAAGCACAACCGCGAGCUACCACAGCAUCGGAUCGAGGGCGAGCGGCGGCGGAGGCGGCGGAAUGGGAGGGCCACUCGGCGCCAUCAUAGGCAGGCACCCGGCGGCGGCGGGCGGCGGCGGGGGGGAUGAGCUGGGAGGUGUCGGCGGCGGCGGCGGCGGGGAUGGCAUCAUUCGGCACAACCGGAGGUGCCGGGAUUUGGCCUUCCUCGUGCUCUUCGCGGCCUUCUGGGUCGCCAUGAUCGUCAACUCCAGCUUCGGAUUCAACCAGGGCAACCCACUCAGGCUUACUUAUGAACUAGACUACAAAGGGAACAUUUGUGGCAGUAGGCAUGGUGACCCGGAUUUGCAUGAGCUUGAUGUUAGAUAUUGGAUGAACCCAAACCAGGUGUACCAAAGUGGGGUCAAGGACAACAAGAUUAACCUUGCUGAUGCCAAAGCCAUCUGCCUGAUGGAGUGCCCCAUGCCAGCAGCAGACGGAUUAAACUUUGUUUGUGAUUAUCCAGAAGGGGACAUUCGCCUGUCUGUCGAUGAUUGGAUCGACAGGGACUAUGACUAUUUUGAGUUUCUCACACCAGAUAUGAGAAAUAGUUCUCUUCAACUGCAGGGUCCAUGCUACCCUGUUAUAUUUCCAAGUGUGAAUGUCUACUGGAGCUGCCAAUUUAUUGCGCGAGCAUCAAAUGUCUCUUUGAAGCAUUGGCAACAGAUGGGUGGUAUCAACAUCGACGAAAAUAUUCUCAUAGAUAAAACAAUCCACAAGGCCAUCAAUUCUAAAUCUUCAGUCCUGAAGAGAUACGUUGCUGACAUUGGGAAGUCAUGGCCUGUGUUAAUUGUUUGCGGUGGACUGCUCCCUCUUUUCUUGUCAGUUAUCUGGUUGCUUCUGAUUCGUUAUUUUGUUGUUGCCACGCCAUGGAUAACUGUAGUGGUUUUCAAUGCUCUAGUAAUCUCUGUUACCAUGUUUUUUUAUAUUAAAGCUGGCUGGUUAGGCAAUGAUCCCUUAACAGUUGUAAUUGGCGAAAGUGAUCCAUAUGUCCACAUAACUGGGCGGGAAAUAAGCCACCUUCAUGCUGCUACAGUGGUGAUGACAGUAGUAAUGAUUAUUGCAUUUCUGACCUCCAUAGCUAUUAUCCGUCGUAUACUGAUAGCAACACCUGUCCUGAAGGUUGCUGCGAAGGUCAUUGGUGAAGUUCAGGCACUAAUUAUUUUCCCAGUUGUGCCAUACUUUAUCCUCGCUAUCUUUUAUAUGUUCUGGUUUUCUGCCACACUCCAUCUCUUCAGCUCUGGUCAAGUUCUCCGAAAUGACUGCAAUACAGAUUGUUGCUCAUAUGAUCUGAAGUUGGGCAAAGUAAACUGUGACAACUGCUGUGGGUACAGCAUCCAUUACACCCCUCAUAUUGGUAUUGCCAUUCUUUUCCACUUAUUUGGCUGUUACUGGGCAACCCAAUUCUUUAUUGCUUGCUCUUCAACCGUGAUUGCUGGAUCAGUUGCUUCAUACUAUUGGGCACGUGGUGAAAUAUCUCAUGACAUACCAUUUGUUACAGUUGUUUCUUCAAUGAAGCGGUUGUUGCGUUACAGCCUUGGUUCAGUUGCUAUAGGUUCACUUGUUGUAUCUGCUGUUGAGUGGGUGCGGUUUAUACUAGAAUGCCUCAGACGCAAGUUGAAGCUAGUUGAUUCCGCUCGCGAAAGCUGCUUUGGGAAAAUGACAUCAUCCUCUUCUCAAUGCUGCCUGGGCUGCAUAGACUGGACCCUCAAGUCUGUGAAUCGAAAUGCCUAUAUAAUGAUCGCCAUUACCGGGAAAGGGUUCUUCAAAGCUUCUGUUCUUGCAACUGGUUUGAUCAUGAAUAACAUACUGCGCAUUGGAAAAGUUAACGUCAUUGGAGAUGUCAUCCUCUUUCUGGGGAAGCUCUGUGUGAGCUUGUUCUGUGCGCUCUUUGCGUUCCUUAUGUUAGACACACACAAAUACAAGUCCGCACAUAACAAGAUAUCAUCUCCUCUUGUUCCUGUAGUGGUAUCAUGGGCCCUUGGUUUCAUAGUUGCCAAGCUUUUCUUCCAGGUCGUCGAGAUGUCGAUUGACACCAUAAUCCUCUCAUUCUGCCAAGAUGCAGAAGAGCACCAAGGGAACGCGCAGUACGCUCCCCCUCUCCUCAUGGAGACACUGGAUGAACAGAGUGAACUCCAAAGACUAACUCAAGGACCUUGAUCUUUUCUUUAUUUUUUUUUCUUCUUGCAAGUAGAAUUAAGUCGAAAUGAAGAAAUCAAGUAGAAGCCUGGUUAUUAUGUAAUCAUGUUCCAUGUUGCUGGGUAGUGGGUAAUUUCACCAUUUUAGUAGUGCACUCUGAUGCUGAAUGUCUGGUCUCUAGCGUGACCAAUACCCUUGGCUUGGUCUAACGUAUGUACUACUUUUACUUAGUUAAGUACAAUGUUAGUGAAGAAGGUUAUAUCUCACCUGAA
This is a messenger RNA of Oryza sativa Japonica Group (Japanese rice), 2640 nucleotides long. RefSeq names its product choline transporter protein 1. The record is from RefSeq and is a predicted model, not a curated record. Gene Ontology annotation, biological process: transmembrane transport. NCBI's taxonomy places the organism in Eukaryota, Viridiplantae, Streptophyta, Magnoliopsida, Poales, Poaceae. Gene Ontology annotation, molecular function: transmembrane transporter activity.